This is a messenger RNA of Adineta steineri, 978 nucleotides long. Lineage: Eukaryota; Metazoa; Rotifera; Eurotatoria; Adinetida; Adinetidae. The record is from the annotation of a GenBank genome assembly.
AUGUCAUCUUCAAAUACAUCAACAUUAACUUAUAUUGGCCAACAAAUAACUGUCUAUGUAGGUUUUAUUACAGUUAUAACUGGUGUUCUUGGCAAUUUAUUCAAUAUUAUUGUAUUUCUUAGCCUUAAAACAUUUCGAGAAAGUACAUCUGGAUUUUAUCUGAUUGUCAUAUCAUUUGUUAAUAUUGGUCAAUUACUUUUCGGGUUAAUUUCUCGUAUAAUGAUAUAUGGUUUUCUAAUAGAUUGGAAUGCAAUGUCAAUAGUCUUUUGUAAAACCCGAUUACCAAUUGCUACUAUAUGUUCAUUAAUUUCAUAUACAUGUUUAUGUUUGGCAACAAUUGAUCAAUAUUUGGCAACUUCUAUUCAUCCUCGUUGGCAACAAUGGAGCAAUAUGAGAACAGCUUACUAUCUUACAAUAAUAUUUAGUUUAUUUUGGAUUUUACAUACAAUUCCAUAUUCAGUAUUUUCAAUUCAUGUAACAUCACUUGUCACUGGUGCGGUUACUUGCAUUAUUACAAAUAACACUUUAUUACAAUACAGAAAUUAUUUUGCUACAUUGUUUCUAACAGGUUAUAUUCCAGAUUUUAUUACACUAUUAUUUGGAAUUUUAGCUUAUCGUAAUAUAAAUCAAAUAGCUUAUCGUACAAUACCUCUUGUUCGUCGUGAAUUAGAUAAACAAUUAACAGUUAUGGUUUUGGUACAAGUAAUUAUCAAUUUAAUGACUAAUAUACCAACUGUUACAAUAUCUGCUGUUGUAUUUGCUACAAGUAAUAUUAAAAAUGCAACUGCCUCAGAUAUAAUACAAUUUCUUAGUACUGUAACAACAAUAAUAUUCUAUACAUAUUAUGCAAGUUCAUUUUAUAUCUAUAUGUGUGUAUCUGAACGAUUUCGUCGACAAUUUAUCUAUGUAUUAUUUGAAGUACAUCUUCAACGAUGGCGACAACGAUUAACAGUCAAUAAUCAAAUUGCUCCAGCUUAA